Fomitopsis serialis is the source of this 743-nucleotide messenger RNA. RefSeq names its product tropomyosin. The record is from RefSeq and is a predicted model, not a curated record. Lineage: Eukaryota; Fungi; Basidiomycota; Agaricomycetes; Polyporales; Fomitopsidaceae. Gene Ontology annotation, biological process: actin filament organization; mitotic cytokinesis. Gene Ontology annotation, molecular function: actin filament binding. The transcript is spliced from 4 exons. Gene Ontology annotation, cellular component: actomyosin contractile ring; actin filament. The coding region runs from base 55 to 540 and encodes 161 amino acids.
CGAACAGCCAUACGAUACACCCAUCCAUCUUGACUACCCGCACGAUCUACGACCAUGGAGAGAAUCAAGGAGCGCCUCCAAUCCCUCCGCCAGGAAGCGGAUGCCGCAGUCGCCCGCGCCGAGGAGGCAGAGGCCAAGAACAAGAAGUAUGAGCAGGACGUUCUGGAGAAGGAGCAGGAGAUCUUGUCUCUGCAACACAAGUUGUCCGUGAUGGAUGGCGAUCUCGAGAAGGCGGAGACGAAGCUCGCUGAUGCGAAGGCUGCUCAGGCAGAGGGCGACCAGAGCAAGACGAUCAGCGAGGGUCUGCAGAGGAAGAUCCAGUUGCUCGAGGAGGAGCUCGACGCGGCGGACAAGAAUCUCAAGGAUGCCAUGGAGAAGCUGCGGCAGGUGGACGUCAAGGCAGAGCACUUCGAGCGUCAGGUCCAGCGACUGGAGCAAGAGCGCGACCAGUGGGAGAAGAAGUACGAGGAAGCCCAAUCAAAGUACCGCGAGUCGAAAGCCGAGUUGGACGAACUCGUCGCCAACAUGGAAGGGCUUUGAUCGAUUUACUGCUGCUCUGUGUUGUCUGUCUCGCAUUCUCACUGCCGAACUACGUCCCGGCUUCUCGCUCCUACUCAUGUCGCUUUCCAUGGCCGCGAUGCCUUACGAUCUGAUACACUCACCUACCUUACACUCUGGGUCUCUUCGCCGACGUCCUCGUAUUAUAUGCAUGAAUCCAAAUCAAAGCCAGUCGAAAUCGGGUA